GAUCUGGUGGAAGAAAGUCAGGCAGACACACGCAGACACCAGGCACGCACUACUGGGAUACCAGAACUCCUAGCUGGCUCUCUGCUGCCACGGCUCCACCAAAAGGUGGGGAGGAAGAGAGGAGUGCCCCAGAGUCCAGAGGAGAGGCAGGUGUGUGCAGUUUCCUCCCUGCAGGUACAUCACCUGAAUUAUGAGGGCAUCCUUCUUCUGGCUCCUCCCACUUCUCCUCAUCUUGGCCUCAGUGGCCCAAGGCCAACCAAGACCAAAACCUGGGAUCAGGCGGAAACCCAAGCCAAGGCCCACACCCAGCUUUCCUCAGCCCCAUGAGCCGGCAGAGCCUACAGACCUACCUCCACCCCUACCUCCCGGCCCUCCAUCUGUCUUCCCUGACUGUCCUAGAGAAUGCUACUGCCCUGCUGACUUCCCAUCAGCCCUCUACUGUGACAGCCGAAACCUUCGCAAGGUCCCUGUCAUCCCGCCGCGCAUCCAUUACCUUUACCUGCAGAACAACUUCAUCACCGAGCUCCCUCUGGAGUCUUUCAAGAAUGCCACAGGCCUGAGGUGGAUCAACCUGGACAACAACCGCAUCCGCAAGGUGGACCAGAGGGUGCUGGAGAAGCUCCCCAGCCUGGCGUUCCUCUACAUGGAGAAGAACCAGCUGGAGGAGGUGCCGGCAGCUCUGCCCAAGAACCUGGAACAGCUGAGGCUGAGCCAGAACCACAUCUCCAGGAUUCCACCGGGCGUGUUCAGCAAGCUCGAGAACCUGCUGCUCCUGGAUCUGCAGCACAAUCGGCUGAGUGACGGCGUCUUCAGGGCCGACACCUUCCAGGGCCUCAAGAGCCUCAUGCAGCUCAACCUGGCCCACAACAUCCUGAGAAAGAUGCCACCCAAGGUCCCCCCGGCCAUCCACCAGCUCUACCUGGACAGCAACAAGAUCGAGACCAUCCCUAAUGGCUACUUCAAGGGCUUCCCCAACCUCGCCUUCAUCCGCAUGAACUACAACAAGCUGUCAGACCGAGGGCUCCCCAAGAACUCCUUCAACAUCUCCAACCUGCUGGUGCUCCACCUGUCGCACAACAAGAUCAGCAAUGUGCCGGCCAUCAGCAACAAGCUGGAGCACCUGUACCUCAACAACAACAGCAUUGAGAAAAUCAACGGGACCCAGAUUUGCCCCAACAACCUAGUGGCUUUCCAUGACUUCUCCUCGGAUCUGGAAAACGUGCCGCACCUGCGCUACCUGCGGCUGGAUGGGAAUUUCCUGAAGCCACCCAUACCGCUGGACCUUAUGAUGUGUUUCCGCCUCCUCCAGUCUGUGGUCAUCUAGGCUGUGCCCAGAGCUGGACUCCCUCUGACAGCACUUGAAGGCCGGUGGCCCGUGCUCUGGUGUCCACCAUUUUUCUCUGUCUCCCUCUUGCUCCCAGCCCUGACUCUCUUCCCACCCCUUUCUGAGGACGGGAAAUGCCAUGUGCCCCGCUCCAGCUCUAAGCCAGAUUCCCCGCCGAGUCCAAAGACAGCCUGACAGCCGAAACCUCUGGUCUUCUUUGGUCUCCCUUUGCUUCAGAAACAUAGGCGUAUGCCAACAGACGCAUCCCCUCCCUCCCUGGGUAAGGCCAUGGACUGAUACCUUUUCUUAGUCUUAGUCAAGCAAGAAUCGGAAGCCAUCCCAGAGGUGCACACUGGAAAGUUCUGCUGAGAGCUCCUCCACCUUGGCCAUCUCUGCCCAGGUCUCCUGGGCCAAGAUCCCUUCUUCUAAAGCUAUCGCUCUGCCUCCCUGUUUCCUGACACCAGACAUCACCCGUCUCUCGGCUGCCUCGCAGUGUCCAGGAAGGAAGUGUGUGGGAGUGACUGAGGCGGUCAUGGCUCCUCACACACUUCUCCCCAUCAGCCCUUCCUCCUCUCCUCUCCUUUCUCCUUCGGGUCAAGCACAGCACACACCCUCUUGGCUUUGCCUCAGAGAGGAACAGCCAGGGAGAAGAGUGGUUCAAGGAACUAGAAUUUAGCUAAUGGGUGGUGGCUAGGAGUCAGAGUCCCAGAAUGGGCCUGUGUGGAUGUAGAUGAGUCCUACAGUUUCCCUGACCCAAACUUGACAAGAGACCCAAAGCCCUGGAGGACAGUGCUCACAAGGGAAGGCCAAGAGGCAGCAUCCCAGACUCUCUCUAUUAUGUGUGUGACCCAGCCCCUGCCCCAAAGGCAGUUCCUAAGAAACAGGGAAAAGGAGGGUGGAGCACCUGGAAAUCUCCCAGAAGCCUCUUUCACACUGGGGAUUAGCCUCCGCCUCUAAAGCAGACUCAUCGGUGACAUCUGGUGGCUGGUGAAGGCCACAGCCGACUCCACUCUCCUUGCAAACGGCUUCCUUGGGGGAAGAGGCCAGCCGUGCAUGACUGACUGUGUGUCUGUCUCCUUACCGGUGUAAAGGCAAGGGCAGAGGUGGGGGAUCAUUCCCAUCAUGAGUGAGUGUGAAUGGGGAAGCUUUGGGAGUCGAAGGGAAGCUAGUUUGACCUCAGCCUUGUCAGGUCUCUAGCUCUCAGCCUCAGGCGGUAGGUGGGAUGUUCCCCCAAGUUCCCUCAGAGCUGUGUUGCAUGCCUGUGCAUGUUCUUCCAGAGCACACCUAACGCAGGACAAGUGGUGUCACCUGCCCCCCUGCAGUAAUUUAUUCCCUGGGCAAGUGCCCCUCCCCCAAAGGCUUCCCUGCCCUCCCUUCCCAGCCCAGCCCAGCAACUUGGCAGGUUUCCAAGAGCCUGGGCUUCUGGCCUUUUCAUUCUCUUCACCUCCCUCUUAGGAGGCUGCCCCUACCCCACCACAGUUUCCCAAGUAUAUGAUGGAAAGGACUGUGGGGAGAUGAAUGUUCUAGAAGUGAGUGAAGCACAGAGCCCCACCCCCUCAUUAGGAUGGGGAAGGCUCUGGAGGCUUUUGCAUCGCCCCAGGAAUAGUGUCACACAACUGUUUUUAAGACAUUGGAUUAUGCUGGGCCUGAUAGUCCAGAAAUCCCAUUUAUAUUCUUGAUCACAUUUCUCAUCUGCUCAUGAUUGAAAAUAGAGCUCACUUCACACAACUUCUUUUCCCCUUGCCAUGAAAUUUCCUUUCUUCCUAAUUGCAGCUGGUUUCUCCAAGGCUCCUGCUUAAGUCAAUACAGUAUUACAGCUGAAGCAACCUGGUGCUAUGGCCUGGACAAGCCCCUUCUGCAUCUAUGCACAACCUGCAGCCCCUUUGUUGGGGACCUUCAGGAGCUCCUGGCUGCUAGGUGGGCACUGAUCCUGCAUACCUGAACUAGCAGUCACACCAUCAGCAUCUCAUUAUCCCACCUAGAACAUGCCAGCUUGCCCUACUGGUCUCUGCAGCUGUCGGCUAGAAGGGCUAGAGUUAAACUGACUUUACAGGCGACAGACAGAUGCACACAUACAUAUACUGUGUGUGUGUGCACACGCGCAUGCGCGCUCACACGAGUGCGUGCACGCACAUACAUGCUAGUUACCUUUGGGUUUAGAAAGCCCCUUCUCACACAAGCUCAUUUGCUCGGGACCAUUGGAAUCUAUACAUGCAGAUGCAUGCGUAGGUGUGUGUAUGUGUAUGUGCUCUGUACAUAUUAUCUAUUUUCUUAAAGACCAUGCUAACUCUGAUACAGCUUUCACAUUUCAACAAGCUUCAUAACAGAGGAAAUAAAGUCAUAUGGAAAAUA
Messenger RNA from Mesocricetus auratus (golden hamster), 3676 nucleotides. RefSeq names its product proline and arginine rich end leucine rich repeat protein (gene Prelp). The coding region runs from base 191 to 1324 and encodes 377 amino acids. Gene Ontology annotation, cellular component: extracellular exosome. The record is from RefSeq and is a predicted model, not a curated record. The transcript has 3 exons. NCBI's taxonomy places the organism in Eukaryota, Metazoa, Chordata, Mammalia, Rodentia, Cricetidae. Gene Ontology annotation, molecular function: heparin binding; protein binding.